Molecule: messenger RNA, 2136 nt
Organism: Leptosia nina
Lineage: Eukaryota; Metazoa; Arthropoda; Insecta; Lepidoptera; Pieridae
Source: the annotation of a GenBank genome assembly
AUGUGCAUAUGGUUAACAGAUAAAUAUAAUUUUCUUGCACCGAGAAGUUACAGAAUGUCGUCUAAAAGUGCUGUUAAGUAUUGUAGAAAGUCUCGUAGUAGAUCCCUAGAAGGGAAACAGCGAGACAGCUCGCGUUCGAGAUCUCGAAAAUCCGAGUCUAGCUCCAGAAGUAGGCAGAAAAAAACGAGUCUUAAAAAGAAAAACAAGAAACGAGAAAGUGUUUCGUGUAGUUCGUCAUCGAGUGACAGUGAUAAUGAAGAGUUAAGGCUUUUGCAAAGGCUCCAAGCAGAGAGAGUAAGGCUAAAGGAAGAGAGACGUAAGCAAAAGGAGCAAAUGAAAGCAAAUGAGACUCCGGAAGAAAAAAGAGCCCGCAGAUUAAAGGAAAAGCAGGAAAAGGAAAGAAAAAGGAGAGAGAGAAUGGGCUGGGAUAAUGAAUAUCAAUGCUACACAAAUCAAGACAACCCAUUCGGAGAUUCUGCUCUAACUAACACCUUUGUUUGGUCCAAGAAAUUGGCAAAAGAGGGAGUAAAAACAGUAUCUCGUAAUGAGUUAGAGGCUUUGAAUAGGCAAAAGCAAUUGGAAAAUAAAAUUGAAUUAGAAAAGGUAAAACAACGUCGUUUAGAGCGGGAAGCCGAGCGAGCUGCGCGCGAAGCGGAAGCCGCAGCGGCGGCUCGCGCUCGCGAAGCAGCACAAUUUCACAGCUGGGCGCGACAGGAAGAUGCUUUUCAUUUGCAUCAGGCGAGACUGCGCUCACAAAUUCGCAUAAGAGAUGGACGAGCAAAACCAAUUGAUUUGUUGGCGUGGUAUGUAAGCUCCGAACAGUGUGUAGAUGCCCUAGAGAUGCAUGAACCUUACACAUAUCUUAAUGGGCUGCAAGUUGCUGACUUGGAAGAUCUGCUAGAAGACAUCAAGGUGUACAAAGAAUUAGAACGGGAGGAAAAAUUGUCGUACUGGGAGGAUGUGGAGACGAUAGUGAUGGCGGAGCUAGGACAGUUGCGUCGCCUGAGUGAGCCCCGGGCCGUAAGGGAUGGGGUACACGUCGCAGUCGCUUCAGACGUUCAGCAGAUUUUCAAAGGCAAAUCUGGAACUCAGUUGGAGGCACUGCAGAGGCAGAUAUCGGAAAAGAUCAGCGAGCAAAGGGCUGGCGUCGAUAUCGGCUACUGGGAGACUUUGCUAGCUCAACUAAAAGCUCACAUGGCUCGCGCGAGACUCCGUGACCGUCACCAGGAAAACUUGCGUCGCAAACUACAGCUGCUUAAGACGGAACAAGGAGUGCAACCGCCAGAUGGAGCCUUUGGAGGGGAUGACGAACGAAAUGAUAACGUACCGCAAAAGGCAGAAGAGGAAGCGGUGCGAGAGGAAGUACCGCAAUCAUCGACGAUCGAGGAGCCAGAGGAGGAAGUCGAGAACGAGGUAGAAAACCGCGACGAAGCGGAGGCCGAGGGCAGUGACGCGUGGGCCGUACGCGAGUAUUGCAGAGGACGCUAUUCGCCGCCGCCGCUAACUUCUGCCGCCCUCGAGCCCGCCACGAUCCUAACGGAGCCAGCGGACGAUGCUAACCGGCUGGCCUAUCUGCGCGCCGCACUCACCGCGCCUAAGAUUCGCGCCACUGAAGGUGGAAGCGGGGCGACAGGCACGAUAGCUUUGGAAGCGGCUGCGAGACGCGCCAUGGAUGCGGGAGACGGCGAGGGCACGACGGCAGCCGGGGCGGGCGCGCAGUUUAGCGUGGAGCACGUGUUGCCUGAGCAACCCUACCUUUGGGCGGACAAGUAUCGUCCUCGCAAGCCUAGAUACUUUAACAGAGUACAUACAGGUUUUGAGUGGAACAAAUACAAUCAAACUCACUAUGACAUGGACAACCCUCCACCCAAGAUUGUGCAGGGCUAUAAGUUCAAUAUCUUCUACCCUGACCUUAUAGACAAGAACUCUACUCCACAAUUCUCAUUGAAACCAUGUGCAGAUAACCUUGAGUUUGCAGUGCUCCGGUUCCAUGCUGGACCCCCUUAUGAAGAUAUUGCUUUUAAAAUUGUAAACCGAGAAUGGGAAUACUCAUACAAGCGAGGUUUUAGAUGUCAUUUCCACAACAAUAUAUUCCAGCUUUGGUUCCAUUUUAAGAGAUACAGAUACAGACGUUAG